AUGCCUAGCUAUGAAGAAGCCCUCACCGCCUUUGCCGAAGCGCGGUCGCUGCUGGCCAGAGCAGAAGAUGCUAUGCAAAAUGCAGUUCAGGCAGAGCAGCAGAAGGUCGUGGAACUCAAGCGUGAGUUAGCGGAGGCCAGAGAGGCAUCGAGGAAAGCGGUGGCUGAUGCUGCUGCCGCGCGCGAUUCGCAAGAGAAGGCUGAAGGUCGUCUGGAGAAGCUCGAAGAGAAGCUCCAGGCAAAGCGAGAUGCUAUACAGGAACUACAAGAUGAGAAGGACAGCUUAGAAACCAAGCUCGAGAAAAAAAAGAAGGAAAACCGGGAUCUCAAAGAGGAAGUGGAGGAGCUUGAGAAGAAAUUGGAGAAGAAGGCAGGGGAUGAGAAGAAGAAGAGGCAAGAAAGCCCAUCCAGCGGGAGCGAAGACGAAAAAGCCAAGAAGACGCAGCUGAAGUUGAAGGCAUCCGCGUCCAGAAGCCGCAGUCGGGCAGGUAGCCCGGAAAGGGAACUUCAGAAGAGGAAAGAAAGAACGUCAAAGAGUCCAGGAGGCAAAAGCAGUGCGAGCUCCAAGGGUGGCCGAGAUAAAGCCCGAAAUAGGAGUCGAAGUCGGAGUGGCAGCAGGGAUCGCAGGCGCGACGACGAUCGCGACAGAGAUCGUCGUGGUAGGAGCCGCUCGAGAAGGUCAUCUAGCCGCCCCAGAAGCCGAAGCAGAGACUAUAGAGCCGGUGGUAAAGGUGAUGGCAAAGGUGACGGCACCCAGCUGUGCAUCCCCUAUGUCCAGGGGCGAUGCCGGCGUGGAGAUACUUGUCGAGAUAGACACCCUGCUGAUGAUUUGGAUGCGAUCUACGACACCCUCAAGCGCAAGCCUUGCAGAUAUGGCUCUGAUUGCAAGCGGCGCGACUGCGUUUUCAAGCAUCCUGAUGAUGGUCGCCGGCGUACUACUGACUAG
Molecule: messenger RNA, 945 nt
Organism: Symbiodinium natans
Lineage: Eukaryota; Dinophyceae; Suessiales; Symbiodiniaceae
Source: the annotation of a GenBank genome assembly